Molecule: messenger RNA, 1347 nt
Organism: Darwinula stevensoni
Lineage: Eukaryota; Metazoa; Arthropoda; Ostracoda; Podocopida; Darwinulidae
Source: the annotation of a GenBank genome assembly
AUGCAGUGCUCGGUGGCCAUGACUCUCCAGUGCUCCGCUUUCGAACUUCCUUCUAGUUGCCUCUGCUGGCAGGCUGCCUUCACUUAUAACGGCAACAGGGUCUGCGGGUCGUCGACGGCGCUUCAGAACCCGGUGAACGUCGAAAGAAGCCUGAAAGUGAAUCUGUACGGCGUCGGGGCGAGUGGACCGGGAUUCAACUGCACAGUCACCUGCGGGAAUCUCCAAUGGAUAUUUAAAAAAAGGACAUCCGACAUGCCAUCAAAUGGAUAUGUCCAAGGAUUAUCCUUGGACGAGACAUUUUGUCAUUUGGUGGAUUUCCGAGGAGGAUAUGCAUUGGAUGUCCAGGUGCCCAUGAGGGUGCUGCGACCCCACCGAGACCUUCGUAUUGUAAGUUCCCGGAAAGGGAACGUCAAGCAUUCCACUUUUCAUUUAAGACCAUGCACCGUCCCAAUAAUUGCCCCAAAUAAUCUCUUAGCUUGCGGAAUCUCUCGGAUCGCCUCCAGAUCUGAGCUCUACCCAAGAGAGAACCCUGCGAAAGGCACACGCGGGUUGGAAUUUGACAGAACACUUGGCGUAACCCCUGUUCCUAAUCAGGGAAAAUUUCCUUGGAUGGUGAGGGUAAUCCAGGAUCAUUCAGAUGUGAAGGGACCCGCAUCAAUGAUAGAUAUGUUCUCACUUCUGCCUUUUGUCUCGGAGGGCCCACCAGGAAUCUUAUACGCGACCUUGGGAGACCUGGAUAGAUCGACUUCAUCUGAAAGUCAAUCCGUUGAUAUUCCCGCGAUUCGCAUCAUGCAUCCUGGACUUGGUACCCCGACAAACAUUUUCAACGACAUCGGUCUGCUAAGACUUCAGACUCCGGUGAACUUCCAAAUUUAUCCCCAUAUCCGCCCCAUGUGUCUCUCCUCCUCGAGUGCCAUCCCCCGUGCUGGAGAAACGGUCACAAUCGCCGCAUGGGGCGGAAUCGGGGGUGAGCCUGCCUCGAUGAAGCUGAUGGAAACGACGAUGAAGGUCCGAGAGAAUUGCGACGGCUCGUUUGGUUCGCUCGGCUCGUUCUACGCGAAUUUCACCAGCUUCAUAUGUGCCGAGGGAGCAGUAAAAGUCUGUUACGGUUACGGUGAGUGUUCCGGGAGACCCUUGAUGUACCAAACUCGGGCUGGUUACUAUGAAGACUUCGGAGUCAUCGCCAAUACGAGUCCUGAUUGUUGGCAUCAUUACGAUGCAGUCUUCACGAAAACAGCAAGCUAUGUGGACUACAUCAAGAACAGCACCGGGGACGCUCAGUGGUGUCCACCGCCAGGUUCAGCAUCCUGAAUCUUCCCAUCGUUUCAUUAUCGUCAUUUUUCAUUA